Molecule: messenger RNA, 3601 nt
Organism: Vespula vulgaris
Lineage: Eukaryota; Metazoa; Arthropoda; Insecta; Hymenoptera; Vespidae
Gene: Rpn2
Product: 26S proteasome non-ATPase regulatory subunit 1
Exons: 14
Coding region: 142-3201 (1019 amino acids)
Biological process (GO): proteasome-mediated ubiquitin-dependent protein catabolic process; regulation of protein catabolic process
Cellular component (GO): proteasome regulatory particle, base subcomplex; nucleus; proteasome complex
Molecular function (GO): enzyme regulator activity
Source: RefSeq, a predicted model, not a curated record
AUUUAUACUUCAUGUUGGCAACACUGACGAGGGUGCUGGAGCUUCAAUUCAGUUGAAUUUAGCUGGCAGGAUCCGUGUCGUAUCUCGACAAAUUUCUCUUUGAGAUUUCUAUAAAAAAAGUUGUAUCAGGUGAAAAUCAAGAUGAAUAUCACGUCUGCAGCUGGUAUUAUAUCUUUGCUGGAAGAACCAAUGCCUGAAUUGAAGGUGUUUGCUUUAAAGAAGCUCGACAUGAUUGUUGAUGAAUUCUGGCCUGAAAUUUCUGAAGCGAUUGAGAAGAUUGAAAUUCUACACGAGGAUAAGUCAUUUAACCAACACGAAUUGGCUGCUUUAGUUGCCAGUAAAGUGUAUUACCAUUUAGGAAGUUUUGAAGAUUCCCUUACUUAUGCUCUUGGAGCGGGCGAAUUGUUUGAUGUGAAUGCUCGUAAUGAAUAUGUCGAUACUACUAUAGCAAAAUGCAUUGAUUAUUAUACUCAACAACGUGUAUUGGAAGCUGAAGGAAAAUUACCACCAGGUAAUAAGGGAAUAGAUCCUAGACUUGAAGGAAUUGUGAAUAGAAUGUUUCAUCGUUGCUUAGAAGACAAUCAGUAUCGUCAGGCACUUGGUCUUGCUCUUGAAACACGUAGAAUGGAUGUUUUUGAGGCUGCCAUUAUGCAAUCUGUAAGAUACAAAGAUGACGUAAGUGGCAUGCUGUCAUAUGCAUUCCAAGUUGUUAUGAGUCUUAUACAAAAUAGGGGCUUCCGUAAUACCGUACUCCGCUGUUUAGUAAAUCUUUAUCGUAAUCUGGGAACACCUGACUACGUGAAUAUGUGUCAGUGUCUCAUAUUUCUUGAUGAUCCAUUAGCUGUUGCAGAACUUUUAGAUAAACUUAGCAAAGGUUCUCAAGAUUGCGUCUUGAUGGCCUAUCAAAUCGCCUUUGAUUUAUACGAAUCAGCAACGCAACAAUUUCUUGGUCGUGUUUUGCAAGCAUUGCGAGCCACUGCUCCAAUACCAGCAGCUCUUAUGGUAAAACCUAUUAUUAAGCCUGCUGCGAAACCAAUUGCUGAAACUAGUUCAAAUUCUGCCGGUAUGGAGACUGAAAGUAGUACACCGGCACUGGAGGAAAAGACACAACGUAGUAUCGAAAACUUGAGUCCUGAAGAAAAGGAACAACAAGAACGUGUUGAUGCUUUGUCUAGUAUUUUGGGAGGAGAAAUAUCCAUUGAUUUACAUUUACAAUUCUUAAUUCGUAGUAAUCAUACAGAUAUGUUGAUAUUAAAAAAUACAAAGGAUGCUAUACGUGUAUCCAUUUGUCACACUGCCACCGUAAUAGCAAAUGCAUUCAUGCAUUCUGGAACUACUAGUGAUCAAUUUUUACGAGAUAAUUUGGAGUGGUUAGCUCGUGCUACAAACUGGGCCAAAUUGACAGCAACGGCUUCUCUAGGAGUAAUUCACAGAGGUCAUGAGCAAGAAGCAUUAGCGUUAAUGCAAUCUUAUUUACCACGUGACACAGGAGCUGGUGCAGGUUAUUCGGAGGGUGGUGGUCUCUACGCACUCGGGCUAAUCCAUGCAAAUCAUGGUGCUGCCAUAACAGAUUAUCUGUUAGGUCAACUUAAAGAUGCACAAAAUGAGAUGGUUCGUCAUGGUGGUUGCUUAGGACUUGGAUUAGCAGCCAUGGGUUCUCAUCGUCAGGACGUAUACGAACAAUUGAAAUUUAAUUUAUAUCAAGAUGAUGCAGUUACUGGCGAAGCAGCAGGAAUUGCAAUGGGAAUGGUCAUGCUGGGUUCUAAGUCUACGCAAGCUAUUGAAGACAUGGUUGCGUAUGCUCAAGAAACGCAACAUGAGAAAAUCCUACGUGGCUUGGCGGUCGGUAUUGCGUUUACUAUGUAUGGACGUCUUGAGGAAGCUGAUCCUCUCGUUUCAUCCCUUUGCGCCGAUAAGGAUCCGAUUUUACGAAGAAGCGGCAUGUACACGUUGGCUAUGGCUUAUUGUGGUACUGGGAACAAUCAAGCCAUACGAAAGUUACUACACGUUGCCGUUUCUGACGUAAAUGACGAUGUCCGGCGCGCAGCAGUCACCGGCUUAGGAUUCCUCUUGUUCAGAACACCCGAGCAAUGUCCAAGCGUAGUGUCUUUGUUGGCCGAGAGUUAUAAUCCUCACGUUCGAUAUGGCGCUGCAAUGGCUCUGGGAAUUGCCUGUGCUGGAACCGGCCUGAAAGAGGCAAUAGCACUCUUAGAUCCAAUGACGAACGAUCCUGUGAACUUCGUUAGACAGGGAGCGUUGAUAGCCUCGGCAAUGAUCCUCAUUCAACAGACCGAAGCGACCUGUUCCCGCGUAAAGGAUUUCCGUGCUCUUUACGCUAAGGUGGUCGUCGACAAGCACGAGGACGUCAUGGCCAAGUUCGGUGCUAUUCUUGCCCAGGGUAUCAUCGAUGCUGGUGGUCGCAACGUGACUGUUUCACUCCAAUCCAGAACAGGUCACACGAAUAUGUUAGCAGUUGUUGGUGCCCUGGUCUUCACCCAGUAUUGGUAUUGGUUCCCAUUAGCCCAUUGUCUUGCUCUAGCAUUUACACCUACUUGCUUGAUCGCUUUGAAUGCUCAAUUAAAAAUGCCAAAGAUGGAGGUGCGUUCGAAUGCACGGCCGAGUAUCUACGCGUAUCCAGCACCACUCGAAGAGAAAAAACGCGAGGAAAGGGAAAAGGUCACUACCGCUGUACUCAGUAUCGCUGCACGAGCGCGUAGGAAGGAAUCUGAGAGAAGAGCACGUGACUCGCACGAGAAAAUGGACGUGGAUCCACCCGCAGUGGUAGAGACGAAGGAGAGCGUCGACGUUAAGGAAUCAACGGCAGCUGCUCCGAAAGAGAAGGAUGAAAAAAAGAAAGAGAAAGAAGAGAAGGAGGUUAAGGAUACCAAGGACAGGGUCGAUAAGAAGGGUAAAGACGAUGCGGAAAAGGGUGAAAAAGAAAAGAAGGAACCAGAGCCAAACUUUGAGAUUCUUCAAAAUCCAGCAAGAGUUUUGCGACAACAAUUGAAGGUCAUUCAAUUGGUCGAUGGUAGCCAUUACGUACCGGUGAAGGAUCUUCAAAUUGGUGGGAUCGUUAUGGUUAAGCAUAUUCAAGCGGACACUGAAGAGGAACUGGUUGAGCCAGUCGCCGCAUUCGGACCAAAACCUGAUGAAGAAAAGGAAGCAGAUCCGCCGGAACCGUUUGAAUAUACAGAAGAUUAAAUGGACAACGCGAUAUACUAAUCAAUUUUUCUCUCUCGCUCAUCGUAAUAAUAAGUCGAUCGUUCGUUCGUCUCUGUCAUAUAUAAGUACAUACAUACAUAUAUACGUAUAUACGUACGCGUCUUCUUUGUACGUUCAUUCGCGUAAACGUAAAACAUUCAAUCAACAAUUUGUAGCGAGAAGCAUUUCCAUUUUUUAAUUAACGUCUCUUAAGUAUUGUUUCAUUUUUCGCCUUUUUUUUUUUUUUAUUUUUUUUUCAGUACACCGUUCUAGAGUGAUACUUUUACUUCGGAUACGUCGAACGAGAGAAAUAAAACUAUGCUUCUUCGACAUAAUAAUCGACGAUUCAUUUUUGGAUUUUAACAUAAUAAUAAAAGAAAAAUAAUAAUUUGUGCAAACA